AUGAUUGAUGUUCCGUUAAAUCCAAAUUCAGUUCAUAUACCAUUGGUAUCAGCUGGAUGUUUAAAAGUUGAAUUUGAUUCAACAUAUCCCAUUCAUUUAAAUGGUAUUAUUAGUCAAUAUGAAUUUCAAGAAUCAAUUAAGAAAAUAAAUCGUAGAAUUUCAUCAAAUAAAAGUUUACUUAUUCUGGCAAUUUUGUUUGGUUUGAGUAUAAUAGGUGGAAUUAUAUUUUUUAUUGUUGGUGGAACAACAAGAGUUAAUUCUCGUUAUAAAAGAUUUUCUGUGUUAAUUGCUGUAGGAAUUGCUUUGACUACUAUAGGAAGUAUAUGUUUCGCUUUUGGAUGUUUUGCAAUACAAUCUCGACGUAUAGCACGCAUGCGACAAGCAAUUGCUGAAGAAUCAAUGAAAUAUUCAUCAAGAUCACCAAUACCAUGUAGUUGGAGAUUAGAUACUUCAAGAGUUUGGCUUCAAGGAUAUAGAUAUCGUCAUAAUAAUCAACUUGUUUAUCAUUUAGUCAUUGAUAUUGGUCGUUCUGCUGCUCCAGGAAGUGUAUUAUAUCAAUCGAAUCAAGUUGCUCCUGAACCAACAUCGAUUUAUGGACGACAAGAUUACUAUGCACCACCACCUUAUUCUUCUACAUCAACAGGAUUUUGUUCUAAUUGUAGUGCACCAAAAAACGAUUCAUCAGCUAAAUUUUGUUCAUCAUGUGGACAAUCAUUCAAUAAAUAUUAA
Messenger RNA from Rotaria sp. Silwood1, 729 nucleotides. The record is from the annotation of a GenBank genome assembly. Lineage: Eukaryota; Metazoa; Rotifera; Eurotatoria; Philodinida; Philodinidae.